UGUGGACUUCCUGGUGUUGGCAAGACAACUACAGUUAAAGAGGGCAAAGAAUAAAACAUGUUUGAAAAGGUGAUCAUGACAACCGUUUCUAAAGAAUUGAACGUUGAGAAGAUUCAAGGCCAGAUUGCUGAGAAGCUGGGUUUGCAACUCAAUGAAAAAACUGAAGAUGUAAGAGCUGCUCGCCUAUGUGUGAGGUUGAAGCAGGAGAAGAAUAUGCUCCUAAUAUUGGAUGAUCUUUGGGAGGAACUUGAUUUGGGCAAAGUUGGAAUUCCCUUUGUUGAAGGUUGCAAAAUGUUACUAACUUCAAGGAAUGAAAUGUUGCUGUCAAAAGACAUGAAAUAUCAAGAAAUUAUCAAAGUGGGUGUUUUGUUAGAGUAUGAAGCAUGGGAGUUGUUCAAGAGGAUUGCUGAGCUUUCUGUUGACUCAAGUAGUCCUGAGUUGGCAUCUAUAGCCAUUGCGAUUGUUCGAAAGUGUGGUGGCCUGCCGCUAAUGAUUGCUACAGCUGCCAAGGCAUUGAAGAAUAAAGAUCUAAAUGAGUGGAAAGAUGCCCUUGCACGAUUGAAUAAUCCUUUGAGGAGAAACACACAUUAA
This is a messenger RNA of Neltuma alba, 591 nucleotides long. RefSeq names its product probable disease resistance protein At1g52660. NCBI's taxonomy places the organism in Eukaryota, Viridiplantae, Streptophyta, Magnoliopsida, Fabales, Fabaceae. Gene Ontology annotation, molecular function: ADP binding. The record is from RefSeq and is a predicted model, not a curated record.